AUGGACCAGCAAUUUCUCAUGGGCAUGAACAUGAGGGAGAUGGGCGACAUCUCCAACCCGCAGUUGCAGGCUAUCAUGGAGCAACUCGGCGUGGACUGUCCCCAGCUCGUUGGCCUCGGCGUCGACAUGGCGCUCCAAUACUUGUACGACGCCACCCCGCCCCCGCCCGUCUCCCGCCGCGCGCCCCUCGCCUCCGCUGCCGUCUCCGCGCCCACCGGCGACGACAUCGACUGCCUCAGCCGUCUCCCUGACGGGAUCCUCAAGAACGUCGUCUCCCGCCUCCCCGCCAAGGACGCCGCGCGCACCGCCGCGCUCGCCUCGCGCUGGCGCGGAAUCUGGCGCAGCGCGCCCCUCGCCGUCGUCGACGCCCACAUCCUCCCGGACGGGUUUGCGGCCGUGCGGAUGGCGCCCGGAGGCGACGACCCCUCGUCCAUGCUCGUCGUCGCCGCGGCGUCGCGCGUCCUGGCCGCGCAUCCGGGCCCCUUCCGCUGCGUCCAACUCACCUGCACCCACAUGGCGUCUCACCGGGACGAGGCCGCGCGCUGGCUGAAGCUCCUCGCCGACAAGGGCGUCCAAGAACUCGCCUUUAUCAACCGCCCGUGGCCGCUUGACCUCCCUCUCCCCACCGAGUUCUUCGGCUGCGCAGCCUCGCUCACCCGCCUCCACCUCGGCGUCUGGAGGUUCCCGAGCACCGCCGGCCUCCCGCGCUCCGCCCGCUUCCCCCACCUCAAGGAGCUCGUCCUCAGCUUGAUCAUCGUGGGGGACCGAGACCUCCAAUUCCUCGUCGACAGGAGCCCCGUCCUGGAGAUCCUCACCAUAAUUUCAAGCCAGAUCGAUGUGCGCCUCCGCCUGAUCAGCCGCACCCUGCGGUGCGUGCAGCUGGGCAUGAGUGCAUUGGCGGACGUCAACGUGGUGGAUGCUCCUCGCCUGGAGAGGCUCUUGCUGUGGAUGACCAUGAAUCACGAUAAGGGCUCAAGGAUCAAGAUUGGCCAUGCACCCAACCUGCGCAUGCUGGGACAUUGGCAGCUCGCAGAUCACGAACUGGAGAUUGGCAACACGGUCAUCAAGGUGGGUACUAAGGUGAGCCCAAGCACCAUUGUUCCGAGUGUCAAAAUCUUGGCUUUGGAAGUGCAAUCUGAAGUCCGCAAUGAUGUCAAGAUGGUGCCCUGCUUCCUGAAAUGCUUCCCCAACGUCGAGAUACUCCAUGUUUAUUCACAGAAUGCCGAUCAUACCACCAGCAAGCUUAAUCUCAAGUUCUGGCAGGAGGCUGGCCAUAUUGAGUGUGUCCAGUCACAUGUGAAGAAGUUUGUUUUCGAAGAGUUUCGUGGGAAUAGAAGUGAACUAUCGCUCCUCAAGUUCAUCGCCGAGAAAGCACAGAUCCUGGAGAAGAUGGUGGUUAUGGUGGUCUCUGAAUGUUUCUCUUCAGUGGACGAUGUGAAUGCCAAGUUGAAGCCUCUGACUUCUGCAAAAUGGGCCAGUGAAAACUGUAAGCUGAGUGUCUUCAUGAGUCCAGUUUCUGAAAGGGGGUCUCCUACUUGGCAUUUUCGCAUAGGAUCAGAUUUUUCAUGGAGCGACCCUUUUGACCUUAUGGCAGCUGAUGCUGAACACAGGGGCAAUGCUGUGCUUCAUUAUUUCAGCAGUACUCUCUGA
Messenger RNA from Setaria italica (foxtail millet), 1650 nucleotides. RefSeq names its product F-box/FBD/LRR-repeat protein At1g13570. The record is from RefSeq and is a predicted model, not a curated record. Gene Ontology annotation, molecular function: protein binding. The coding region runs from base 1 to 1650 and encodes 549 amino acids. The transcript has 3 exons. Lineage: Eukaryota; Viridiplantae; Streptophyta; Magnoliopsida; Poales; Poaceae.